CCUCAACAUUCUUUGUGAAACAUCUUGGAAGUUAAAAUGGAAGUUUCUUAUUCGAUAUAGAAAUGUUUUUGACAAGAGUAGUUAGAAGAAGCCCUAAAGCAGGUAGAUUUGAAGUUUUUCCCCAACACCCCCAAAUCAAAUUGGCGAAAACGAAAUCAAAUCAAAUUAGAAGAAGGAGAGGGACAAUCCAAUUAGGCAGCUUCAUGUGAUAUACCUUACAAAUGAUAUUUUGUUUGAAAGGUAAUUCCAAUGGUGCAUUAUUCAUUCAUGGUAAUUGCAGAAUUCUUGUUUGCAGAUCAACAGAUCAUCUAUAAUUUUGUCAUAAUUUUUUUUUGAAAGCUCCAUCUUUUACACCUGAAAGACUCUAUCUUUGACACAGAUGCUUGAUGAUAGUGCAAAUAAUUCUUUGACAGUUCUUUCUUUGCCCUUGAAUUUACAGCUCGCAUCGACGGACUGGUGAAGGCCUUGAUAAUGAAGCACUUGCACUCAAACCUAUCUUAGGUUCGAUGCUUGGCAGGAUUUAUCACAACCCCCAAAUCACAGAGGAUUGCAGCAAAUUUUACAGUUGUGGGCUUCUAAGAACAUUUAUGAUCAGGAUACUUUUGAUGCACUAAGGAAUGAGAUGCUUGGUGGACCAUCAAGUAAUUCUUUUACAGGGCUUCCAAAAGACUUAUCCACUGCUUCAGCAGAUUCAGCAGCAGGAUUGCCACCACAAACAACAAAUCAUAACGUAUUUCCAUGGCAGCCGGAUACACAAAGCUCUGUUUCCAGUUCCCACGAUCAAGAUCACCUUGAUAAACAUGCAGUUCCUGGCCAAGGCAUGCCACUGUCUCUGCCAUCCCAUCAAUUUCUUCUAAAUUCAGUCCCUUCUGUUGCUUUUCCCGGGUCCAUGCCUAUACCAUCUUCCGUUCAACCAGCAAACCAACAACCCACACCCCAUUUACUGUUAGGUCAACCCGCUAGUAGCGGUGAGAAGUUGCCGCUAUAUCCGUUGUUCCCACCUGGUCUUAUUCCUCAGAUGGUCAGAAAGAUGCAGAUUGCAGUGGUGUACCAUACUCGCCGAUGAGCCCUUUGGAUAUUCCAACCGUUAUACCUCCAUCCACUGUUCCUCAGUCAGAAAUUCUUGAGAGAGUGUCGAAAUUCUUCAAGGAGAUUGGAGAAGUUAACCCUUCUGAAGGGCCCUUUCAUGAUUCCGAUGGUAGGGAUGAGGAUGAUUAUGAAAGAGAGCCUGCAGAGCACAAGGGUGGAGCUUGCAUUCCUCCACCCCCAAACCUGCAGAUGGACCCCGAGACAAGGGCUUAUGCUGAUGGAAGUGUAGAUAGAAAGAGUGGCUCGGGAAGGUUUGGAUAAGGGGCCACAACUAAUCCAAAUGAGUGCAAGAGCUUCAGCAAGGUGUAAAACAGAUCUGCUGGGAGUUGGAAAAGGGCAGCUUCUUCUUCCUUUUUCCAUUUUUCGAGUUUUUCUUUUCUUUUCGAUGAUGUAUUCUGGGUGUCAGCAUGAACUUUUGGUUAAUGUUAACACAUGUAAGAAAUAGUACCGCAAGCAUUUUACCUAACAGAUAAAUUAAGAGUCUUUUAAUUCAUGGAAAGUUUCCCUUCAUCUAUCUAUUGGACAUUUUGUACU
Pyrus x bretschneideri (Chinese white pear) is the source of this 1623-nucleotide messenger RNA. RefSeq lists its product as uncharacterized. The transcript has 2 exons. The record is from RefSeq and is a predicted model, not a curated record. The coding region runs from base 623 to 1066 and encodes 147 amino acids. Lineage: Eukaryota; Viridiplantae; Streptophyta; Magnoliopsida; Rosales; Rosaceae.